AGCUGGAUGAGAUCCGACCCGGCUGGUGGGAGCCUGGCUCCUAGAUACAAGCCAGGCUCGGCACAUCCGGAAACCAAACGCCCCCACAGCCUCUCGCCGCCGCCAUGCCUCCUUCCAAGGGCAAGAGGAGGCCGCAGCAGCAGCCGGCGGCGUCGCCGCAGCCGUCCCCGCGCACCCCUUCCUCCCGCUCCGCCAGAGACCCCAGCGUUCGCAGCUGCGGCGGCGGGGACGGUGAGGGAGGCGUCGACCUCCCAUCCAUCGCCGCCGCCGCAGCAGCGCGGUUCCCGGCGCUCGUCCCGCGCGGCGGCGAUGGCUGCUUCGCCGGCGCCGUCGCCGAAGUUGCCCCGAGGAGCGGGAGCGGCGGCGCCGGCUUCGGGAGGCUCUGGCUCUCCGAGGCUGCUAUGGUUGGCGCUGGGAUGCGGCCCGGGUGCCUCGUCUCCGUGUCACUAAUUUCUUCUAGCAGCGACCAAUUAGAUGGAUUUCCACUAGAUGAUUUAUUUGAGGAGUGCAACAAAUUUUUUGAUCUUGAUGUGGACAAUGAUCUCCUGUAUGGUGAAGCUGGGAGGAACUUUGUGGUUGCCGCAGUUUUCCCUUCGCGUGAGGUUCAAAAGAACAGCAUCAAGCUCUCUUGGGAUCUUGCAUGUGUUUUGGGAUACCCUUCAGUAGGUCGAUCGUUGUUUGUUAGCCCAUUGUACACACAUCAGACCCCAAAGCAUAGUGAUGAUGUCGGUACUUUACGGGUAAUGAAAUGUAAGAAUAUUUAUCUUAGCCUAGUUCCACCUGGUGUUAGGCCUUCCAGUGGCAUUGAAAGAGUGUCUGACAGCUGUCCUGAAAGAACUGGAAUGGUUAUGGAGACACCUAAGAAGAUGCCUUCUACUCCACUGCAUAGGAAGGAAUCCCAUUACUUUGCAUCCAACAGUGGCUCCUCAAUGUGCUUGGAUCCAACCACUGUGAGAUCAGCAUUAGCAGAUGAGAAAGUUAAUGAGUUAUUGCAGACUUCGGCUACACGGUGGCUUAAUGGUAGAUACUUACUAAAAGGGAACUUUGUUCCUCUCUCAAUGUGCGGAAAAUUGUCCUUAUUUGUGGUGAUGGGAGCAGAAUUUGAUAGCUCUGCUCGAGAUUUGUGUGAGAAAGGGAAUACACUGCCUAAUGCAGAAGAUUCAUCUAACUUGGGGGAAACCCUAGUUUCAAUCCUUGUUGGUAGAACCACAAAAGUGCAUCUUUCUGAUUCAGUCUGCACUGAGAAACUUGGCUCAGAUAAGCCAUAUUUACCAUCGGAAUUUUACGAUUAUUAUAAUAAAAGAAAUGAAGAUUCCAAUCAUGCUCCAAUGCUUGGUGGGUUAUCUAAAGAGUCAGCAACAAUUAAAGGAAUAAUUUCGUUUUCACUGGCUGAUCAAAUUGGUUUGCCAAGAUACAAAGGUAUUCUUCUUUAUGGUCCACCUGGAACAGGGAAAACCUCUCUUGCUUCUUCCUGUGCCUAUGAUGCAGGCGCCAACCUUUUUACAAUAAAUGGACCGGAGAUCAUUAGUCAUUAUUAUGGAGAAAGUGAGCAAUCUCUGUAUGAUGUUUUCAGUUCAGCUAAGAAAGCUGCACCUGCUGUGAUAUUUGUUGAUGAAUUGGAUGCAAUUGCUCCAUCAAGGGAGGAAGGAAGUGAGGAGUUAUCUAUUAGAAUGGUGGCCACUCUGUUGAAACUGAUGGAUGAGAUAGGCCCUUGUGAUCGUGUUCUCUUAAUCGCUGCAACUAAUCGACCUGAUUGUAUUGAUCCUGCACUACGACGUUAUGGAAGAUUGGAUAAGGAAAUUGAGAUAGGAGUGCCGUCUCCAGGACAGAGGUUGGACAUACUUCAGCACCUUCUAAUUGGAGUUCAACACUCCCUCGAUGAUGAGGAACUUAAGUCUAUUGCUCAAGAGACCCAUGGAUUUGUGGGUGCCGAUCUAGCUGCACUAUGCAAUGAGGCAGCAUUCUGUGCUCUUCGCCGUUAUAUCAGCCUAAAAGAAAAUUCGAGUAACACAUUACCGGCAUCUUUCUCAGCCAUGUCAUUGGAUGAUGCUCCCUGCACAAAUAGUAACGCAAAAAGUAGCGAAUCUUAUGAUGAAACAGAUGAAAAAGCACUCUCUGUGAACAGUGAGGACUUUAAGAAGGCUAAAACGAAAGUUCGACCUAGUGCAAUGCGCGAGGUGAUGCUUGAGCUUCCAAAGGUGCGUUGGGAAGAUGUUGGUGGUCAAGGCAGUGUCAAGCAGCAGCUAAUUGAAGCCAUCAAUUUGCCACAGAAAUGCCCUGAAGCAUUUGCAAAUUUAGGGGUCAAACCCCCCAAAGGAGUGCUAAUGAUGGGACCACCAGGUUGCAGCAAGACCUUGAUGGCUCGCGCUGCAGCUUCUGAAGCAAAAUUGAACUUUCUUGCAGUGAAGGGUCCUGAGCUUUUCAGCAAAUGGGUCGGUGACUCUGAAAAAGCAGUGAGAUCGCUAUUUGCAAAGGCGAGGACUAAUGCACCGGCGAUAAUAUUCUUUGAUGAGAUAGAUGGACUUGCAGUAACUCGUGGGCAUGAAAAUGAUGGAACGUCUGUUGCAGAUAGGGUCCUCAGUCAGUUGCUUGUGGAAAUGGAUGGUUUGGACCAAAGAAUUGGUGUUACCGUUAUUGGAGCUACAAAUCGUCCUGACAAAAUUGAUCCUGCACUUACAAGGCCAGGUCGUUUCGAUCGGCUGCUUGAUGUGCAACCGCCGAACGAAGGUGACCGUGCAGAUAUUUUCCAGAUUCAUACACGUUGCAUACCACGUGGUCCUGACGUGGAUCUGAAGGAACUUGCUAGACUCACAGAAGGCUACACUGGCGCGGACAUAAAGCUUGUCUGCAGGGAAGCUGCCGUUGCGGCACUUGAUGAGAGCUUCCACAUCGAAGAAGUAUCAAUGAGGCAUUUCGAGUUCGCAAUCAGCAAAGUAAAGCCGUCUGAUGUCAAGUUUUACCAGAAACUCGCAGAGGAGUUCCGCAGAUUCGUGGAUGGCCCAACACAGGGAACGUUAUAAUGCUUGACAUAUUGAAACCUGCCCUCUUUUCUUUUUUUAGUUACCCUAGAAGAUUGUUAGGUGUAAAAAUGCAACCACAGGAAUUUUGUUGUAUCCUGAAAGCGAUUCCUCAUCUCGUCUUCCACAUCAUCUCUAUUCUAUAGAAUGAAUAUUGAAUGCAGAACUUUGUGGAAACUUGUAACAUGAGCUGUUUUGCUUAUUUUAGGCCCUGCUACUCUGAAAUUU
Molecule: messenger RNA, 3245 nt
Organism: Panicum hallii
Lineage: Eukaryota; Viridiplantae; Streptophyta; Magnoliopsida; Poales; Poaceae
Product: calmodulin-interacting protein 111
Exons: 10
Coding region: 105-3020 (971 amino acids)
Cellular component (GO): chloroplast; cytoplasm
Molecular function (GO): ATP hydrolysis activity; ATP binding
Source: RefSeq, a predicted model, not a curated record